This is a messenger RNA of Ricinus communis (castor bean), 3105 nucleotides long. RefSeq lists its product as uncharacterized. Bases 917 to 2503 code for a protein of 528 amino acids. The transcript is spliced from 6 exons. The record is from RefSeq and is a predicted model, not a curated record. Lineage: Eukaryota; Viridiplantae; Streptophyta; Magnoliopsida; Malpighiales; Euphorbiaceae.
CAGGCAUAUAUGUCUGCACAUGUAUCUUUAUUUUGUUUCAUUUCUUUUAUAGCUUGCUCAUGUUCAAGUCUUUGUUUUUCUUUUUCUUUUCCUUUUCCUUCUCAUUUAUUUUAAGCUUUAAUAGGUGUUUAUUAUUCUGUAUUACAGCAUGAAAUGCAUGUUGAUUUUCUAAACUAGCUUGAUCACUUUUCAUUUGUUUAAGUAGCUUAAUAAUUUGACCUUAUUGUUGGAAAGUUUUCAACUUUGUUAUUUAUUUAUUUGUGUAAUUCAAAUUUGGCUGCAGGAUUGUUUUGUUAUGCUGUGAAAUAAUUUUGCACAAUGCUUGAAAUUACUUUAUGUUAUCAAAUUAAAGGGUUCUUUUUCCCCCUUUUUUUUUCAUGAAUUCGUGAUAUUUCUUGCUGUGUGACGUGUUUGUGGCUUUGUUCCAGAAGCAGACCUACUUUAUUUCUAGACAUUUGUUACAAUGUAAUUUGAUUAAUGAGAAAUUGUGGAUUUGGAGCUUGAAGCUCAAUAAAGUUGUAGAAUGCAGUAUAAAUAUAGAGUGUAAUUUCUCAUGUAUAUCUUUUUUGAUUGAUUUUAAACAAUUUGGAGUUCUACAUGUGUAGUUUUGUAUAUAUUGGGCAAACAUAAAAUAAAAUAUAAAAGAAGAGCUAUCUCUAUCAUAAGUUAUGCUCUUAAUAUCUAUUAUCUAAAGCUAUGUCAAUGUUCUUAACCUGUUCAAUUUGUGGGAAUGGUUUUUGUGGUUUGAAGCUAGCCCUUUUUUAUCCAGUUGAGAUAUAUUGGUAAUUAGUGGGGCGGGGGCAUCAAGAUGGCCAGGUCACAUAGCUCGAUAGCCAAAUGGUGGAAGUGGGACAGGAAGCAUUGCUCAUUAACAAGUUGAUGCUUUUGAUGGGUAUCAAUUGGCUCAGAUUGUUCCAUGGCUCCUGCACAGCCAUUAAUGGACAUUAAUUUGGACCAGAAAAAACCGCUUUGCACAAAAGUUGAAGUUGAUACAGAUUAUGGAAGCAUCUUGGUAAAAUCAGAUGGGAUAGGUUCAAGGUGCAUAGAUAAUUGUGAGAAAACAGUUAAUAGUCAAGGCACUCUAUUUGAUGAACAAAAUAAGCCAAAGGAUCCCGAGGAUGUAGAAGUUGACAUAACUACAUGCAAAAACAUCAAUGACGCUAGAUCAAAAGAAGCUGAAGAUCCAAAUGCAACUGAAUAUUCAAGCUCAUUUGCCAACACUCUUUCCGAUACAGAGAAAUGUUCUGGACUAAGUGAAAAUGAAGUGGAAUCACAAUUUUUUGGUGACAGUGAUUUGGCAUCCACAUAUGAUGCAUUCAGUAGCAUCUUCCAAACAAGGAAGAAGAAGUUAACUAAUCAUUGGAGGAGCUUUAUACGUCCCCUGAUGUGGCAUUGCAAAUGGACAGAACUGAAAAUCAAGGAAAUUGAGUCUCAAGCAUUGAAAUAUGCCAGAGAACUUGCAGCAUAUGAACAGAGAAAACACUCACGAAUCUAUCAAUCUCCGCUUGAAGGUUUCUGUUCAAAGUCAUUGCCAUUUUCAAAUCAAUGUUAUAGAAGAAGGGCCAUAAAGAGGAGAAGACGAAGGAUAAUUGAAGACAAGACUGAUACAACAUCAUAUAUGUUACAUCAUAGCCUCUUUUCUUAUCUGGAAAGUAAGAGAUCCAAUCCAGAUGGGAGUUCUAUGAUUGAUGAUUUUGAUAAUACAGCAAUUACUGAACGACAUGCUGAUUGCAAUGACAAAUUUGGCAUUGAUAGUGAACAAUUAUCUUUCGAGUUUGAAGAUGGUGAUAAUUCCUUGGAGCAAGUCCUUUGUAAAAUUGAAACAGUGCAAAAUCGGAUUCAGAAGCUGAAGAAUCAACUUGAUGUAGUGAUGUCAAAAAAUGCUGCUAGAUUUUCCUCCUCUGAGAAUUUAAGCCUUCUUGCACCUUGCGAUGGACAGACUAGUUCUGCUCCUAGCCCUACAUUCUCUGCUGGCAAUGGAGAAACUUUAUCAGUAGGAGCUAUGCUUAAUGCCACUCAUCAUAUUUCAGGAUAUGAUAUUGGAGAUUUGGUAAUGCCUGAUAGUGCCUUAUCAAGUUAUGGAGAGGCUAUUCACGUGCCUGAUAUAAUUGAAAGCACAGUAGGAAUGUUGUCUGCUGCUGAUGUUACCUUCCAUCAACCACAAAUUGGAGAUUCAUGUGAAGCUAUUGUGGACAAUGUGUUGAUACAUACUGAUGCAACUGAGGGGGAGAGAGACAAUUUCAUAGGGACAAGUAAUCAACUUCUAGAGAAACAUCAUGAACCAGAAAAAGGGGAAGAAGGAGAAAGCACCAACCUCUGUCCAGUUCCAAUCUCAGAACCUGAUCCAAUGGUAAAACCCAUUGUGACACCGGGGGAAUCAAUUCUAAGAUCAUGUUUAGCCUCAGAUCUCCAAUUUCCAAGAAACAAGAGAAAGCGAGCAGAGAGGAAAGCUGGUUCUGGUGGAUGGAACAAGAAAGGUUCAGGUGAGCCUGAUAGCCAGUGAUCUGUAUAAAGUCCUUAUCCAUACUGGCUGGACAAAUUCAAAUGCAUAGCUUUUCUAAUAAUCUGCCAGAACUGGUACUCUAUAUGAAUGAUAGAAGAACACCUGUCUUAUUUAUCAAGCACUUGAAAUUGCUUGAAUUUUUACACCAGCUGAUUGCAGCACUUAUCAGCCGAAGAACAUGUCAUUCGCACCACAGCUGCAUAUACAACCAGCUCUGGUGUCCUAAACCCUUUAUGCAUUGUUUCAGCUACUUUUAUGUUAGGUUUAGUUGGAAAUCAUAAGUGUAGCCCUAACAGACUUGAUAAGUAGAGCUAAUUUCCAAAGUCUAGAAACUGGUAUGCAUUUCCCAUUUUUGUAAAGCUUACUGGCUAUUGAUGAGCUAUUUAUGAGCACAAACUUAAGUAUUGCAUCUCCAGGAAGCAGUUUGCUUAGCACAGUAUACUCGAGCAAUUUCCUUGCUCUUCUGAUAGAUUUUCCUUUUUUUUUUUUUUUUAAUUACUUUUGACUCUCUCUUUCCUGAAUCCGGAUGAUUCUCCUGAGAAGACAGUUCUCAUCUGUGCCCAACAAUUUUUAUAAUAAUAAUAAAAAUUUGGCUUUUGAUA